AUGGGGCAAAAAAGACGAGCGCUUCUGCUGGUCAGUCUCGAGGUCGCAGUUGCUGUAGGACAGCAGCAUCUACUUAGACGCUGGAGUAACUGUCCCAAGAUAGAUCGAAGGUCGCAGCACGGGCACUUACACUGGCACUCGCAAGUUGCAGCAAGUCCAAAGCAAGAUACGAUAGGGACGGGGGGGUUGGGGCCGCCGUGUCUAGAGCCCACCCGUUCGCUGGCUCCCGUCCCCUUCAGACCACUCAGCGUCAUGAUCGUCGCCGUCACUUGCUGGGGGGCAUGCUUUAUCCCGGGUCCCAUCACCUGCCUCGUACAGGACUGGGCUACCUCGAGCGAGUGA
This is a messenger RNA of Fusarium verticillioides 7600, 342 nucleotides long. RefSeq lists its product as hypothetical. The record is from RefSeq and is a predicted model, not a curated record. The transcript has a single exon. NCBI's taxonomy places the organism in Eukaryota, Fungi, Ascomycota, Sordariomycetes, Hypocreales, Nectriaceae. Bases 1 to 342 code for a protein of 113 amino acids.